CCGCGCGGCGUACUGUGGGUAAAUCCCAAUAUGGCGGCGCCCUUGCACCAGUGCUGAGAAACUGACUCUCCCAAAAAAAGAGAAGCUAAUUUUGCCUGAGUCAGCAAUCCAGAGCCGAGUAAAACAGCGACCACCGCCCACAGGAGCCCCAGAGACCGGCUCACGAUCCCCGGCCCUGGCAGACCUGUGUCAGCGAGAGCGUAUGUGUGCAAAAAUGGGCCUCUCCCGCAGCCCCUAGCGAGCGAGUAGGGGACGAAGAAGGGAGAGAGACGGGAGUUCGCUCCGGAAAACAGUCGAGGAGGCUGGGAGCUGACAACGCGAGCACUGCGGAGAUAUACAGCCAGGACGCUGCUGCCAAACUCGGGGGCUGCUGCUGCUAGGCCCAGAUACCACUGUGCCUUCUCGGUGCGCCAGGGUCUGGGUUGUGUGAUUGGACGUGCUCGUCUGUUAAGCCGGGUUAACUUUAAAACCGACACGGGGUGAACAUUGCUGUUUAAACUAAGUGCGUCCCCUUUUUCCUUCUUGAGCACCACUCUUUUCGGAGGUUGUGUCCGUGAGUGCAUGGCUGCUGACACAAGAUCAGCGAAUCCCAGCCAUACGGACUGAACAAAAAAGUUUUGCGCUUGAAAAGUUUUUGAGGGUGUUUAAUGCAGUGUAACCCGCUCAGGUGACAUUUCUCAUCCCGUUUUUGCCUAGACAGAAAAAAAAGACUUGUGGUGUGAAAUUUAAGCGGUGAGACUUUGCAUACAAAAACAAAGACAGCAAAUACAAACUUUACUCCUUGUUUCUGACUAACUUAUCUAAUAUAGCCGUCACGCUAAACGAGUCAGUUGCAUCGGUUAUAUUACUUGCUAUAUCAAUGUGCAAAAAACAACAUGUAUUUCUGUGGAUGGAUGUAAAAUACACGUAGAUUUAUAUAUAUAUAUAAUAUAUCUGUAUCGAUAUAAAAUAGUAUUUUCUGUAUUUGAAAUUUUCGAACUCAAACACCUCCAAUGAGGAUGGAUUCGGAUCUCCUGCACUCCCCGGCUUUGGGUGUUGGCGGAGGGGAGGAGGAAGAGUCGGACAUGACAGACUGGAACCUGCCUCUAACCUUCAUGAAGAAGCGGCACAGUGAGAAGAUCGAGGGAUCCAAGGCACUGGCACAGAGCUGGAGAAUGAAGGACCGGAUGAAGACGGUGAGUGUGGCGCUGGUCCUGUGCCUAAAUGUGGGUGUCGACCCCCCUGACGUGGUGAAGACCUCCCCCUGUGCACGGCUGGAGUGCUGGAUCGACCCGCUGUCUAUGAGCCCACAGAAGGCGCUGGAGUCGAUAGGAGCCAAUCUGCAGAAGCAGUACGAGAACUGGCAGCCACGGGCCCGGUACAAGCAGAGCCUGGACCCCACGGUGGACGAGGUGAAGAAGCUGUGCACCUCCCUGCGCCGCAAUGCCAAGGAAGAGAGGGUGCUGUUCCACUACAACGGGCACGGUGUGCCCCGUCCCACCGUCAAUGGGGAGAUCUGGGUCUUCAACAAGAACUACACUCAGUACAUCCCCCUCUCUGUCUACGACCUGCAGACCUGGAUGGGGAGCCCCUCCAUCUUUGUGUACGAUUGCUCCAACGCCGGCAUCAUCGUCAAGUCUUUCAAGCAGUUCGCCCUGCAGCGGGAACAGGAGCUGGAGGUAGCUGCCAUCAACCCAAACCACCCCCUGGCUCAGGUGCCACUGCCACCCUCCAUGAAGAACUGCAUCCAGCUGGCAGCGUGUGAUGCCAGCGAGCUCCUCCCCAUGAACUCUGACCUGCCAGCCGACCUCUUCACAUCCUGCCUGACCACGCCCAUCAAGAUCGCGCUGCGCUGGUUCUGUAUGCAGAAGAGUGCCAAGCUGGUUCCCGGAGUGACGCUGGAUUUAAUUGAGAAGAUCCCUGGCCGGCUCAAUGACCGUCGCACUCCGCUAGGGGAGCUGAACUGGAUCUUCACAGCCAUCACCGACACCAUCGCCUGGAAUGUGCUGCCCAGAGACCUGUUCCAGAAGCUGUUCCGCCAGGACCUGCUGGUUGCCAGUUUAUUCCGCAACUUCCUAUUGGCCGAGAGGAUAAUGAGGUCGUACAACUGCACGCCUGUGAGCAGCCCCCGCCUGCCCCCCACGUACAUGCACGCCAUGUGGCAGGCCUGGGACCUGGCAGUGGACAUCUGCCUGUCUCAGCUUCCCACGAUAAUCGAGGAGGGAACAGCAUUCAGGCACAGCCCCUUCUUCGCGGAGCAGCUGACUGCCUUCCAGGUCUGGCUGACGAUGGGAGUGGAGAACCGCAACCCCCCAGAGCAGCUUCCCAUCGUGCUGCAGGUCCUCCUGAGUCAGGUGCACCGGCUCCGAGCGCUGGACCUGCUGGGCCGCUUCUUGGACCUGGGCCCAUGGGCCGUCAGUCUGGCUCUCUCUGUCGGGAUCUUCCCCUACGUCCUCAAGCUCCUGCAGAGUUCAGCGCGGGAGCUGCGGCCACUGCUGGUGUUCAUCUGGGCCAAAAUCCUGGCCGUGGACAGCUCGUGCCAAGCUGAUCUUGUGAAGGACAACGGCCACAAGUACUUCCUGUCUGUCUUGGCGGACCCCUACAUGCCGGCGGAGCACAGGACUAUGGCAGCUUUCAUCUUGGCAGUGAUCGUGAACAGCUACAACACAGGGCAGGAGGCCUGUCUGCAGGGGAAUCUCAUUGCAAUCUGCUUGGAGCAGCUCAAUGACCCUCACCCGCUCCUGCGCCAGUGGGUGGCUAUCUGUCUGGGACGCAUCUGGCAGAACUUCGACUCUGCACGCUGGUGCGGCGUGCGGGACAGCGCCCACGAGAAGCUCUACAGCUUGCUAUCGGACCCCAUUCCAGAGGUCCGCUGUGCCGCGGUCUUUGCCCUGGGCUCCUUCGUGGGGAACUCGGCUGAGCGGACAGACCACUCGACCACGAUCGACCACAACGUGGCAAUGAUGCUGGCGCAGCUCCUCAACGACGGCAGCCCUGUGGUGCGCAAGGAGCUGGUUGUGGCGCUCAGUCACCUGGUGGUUCAGUACGAGAGCAACUUCUGCACCGUGGCUCUGCAGUUCAUGGAGGAGGAGAGGAACUAUGCUGUGUCCUCUCCCGCCAGCACCACAGAGGCUGGAAACCUGACCCCGGUGAGGGACAGUCCUGCCAUUCCACGCCUUCGCUCUGUCAGCUCGUAUGGGAACAUCCGGGCCGCCACGACAGUGCGCAACCUCAACAAGAGCCUGCAGAACCUGAACCUCAGCGAGGAGGGAGGCUCCGUCACCUUCUCUCCUGGGAACCUCAGCACCAGCAGCAGUGCGAGCAGCACGCUGGGCAGCCCCGACAACGAUGAGUACAUCCUGUCUUUCGAGACCAUCGACAAGAUGAGGAGGGUCAGCUCCUACUCCUCUCUCAACUCACUCAUUGGGGUGUCCUUUAACAGUGUUUACACCCAGAUCUGGAGGGUGCUGCUCCACCUGGCCGCUGACCCGUACCCUGAAGUGUAUGACCUGGCCAUGAAGGUGCUCAACAGCAUUGCAUACAAGGCCACCAUGAACGCUCGGCCGCAGAGGAUACUGGACUCCGGCUCCCUCACCCAGUCCGCCCCAGCCAGCCCCACCAGUAAGGGCACCCACAUCCACCAGGUCGGAGGCUCGCCCCCGAUGCCAAGCACCAGCAGCUCCAGCCUGACCAACGAGGUCCCGAAGCCUGCCGGGAGAGAGCUGCCCUCGGCCCGGCCCCCCUACACUCCCACCCUGGGCGGUCAAGCGCCACACUCGCACCAGUUCCCCAGGACGCGCAAAAUGUUUGACAAGGGUCCAGACCAGGGUGCUGAUGAUGGGGACGAGGGGGUGGGGCACCGGAACUUCAUCACCGCGGCGAUGCAGACCGGCCUCUGUGAUUGGAGCGCCAAGUACUUCGCACAGCCAGUCAUGAAGAUCCCGGAGGAGCACGAUGUGGAGAGCCAUGUGAGAAAGGAGCGCGAGUGGAGAUUCCUGAGGAACGCGCUGGUGAGGCGGCACAGCCAGAGCAUCACGCAGAGAGGUAUAACCCGCCUGGAUGACCAGAUCUUCAUCAACAGGAACCCCGGGGUCCCCUCAGUGGUCAAGUUCCACCCCUUCAACCCGUGCAUCGCUGUGGCAGACAAGGACAGCAUCUGUUUCUGGGACUGGGAGAAGGGAGAGAAGCUGGACUAUUUCUACAAUGGGAACCCUCGCUACACCCGGAUCACUGCCAUGGAGUAUCUCAACGGGCAUGACUGCUCCCUUCUGCUCACAGCCACAGAUGACGGGGCUCUCCGUGUCUGGAAGAACUUUGCAGAUCUGGAGAGGAACCCCGAGAUGGUCACAGCCUGGCAGGGUCUGUCCGACAUGCUGCCCACCACCAGAGGUCUGCCCCGAAGAGUUUCAAUCCACCUUGACAGGAGUAAGCAGGGAGGCGCUGGCAUGGUGGUGGACUGGGAGCAGGAGACGGGGCUGCUCAUGACGUCCGGAGAUGUCCGGGUCAUCCGAAUCUGGGACACAGACCGGGAGAUGAAGAUACAGGACAUCCCGACUGGUGCGGACAGCUGUGUGACCAGCCUGUCCUGCGACUCUCAGCGCUCCCUGAUCGCCGCGGGCCUGGGGGAUGGAUCUGUGCGCAUUUACGACAGGAGGAUGGGCCCCAACGAAUGCCGUGUGGUGACGUACCGCGAGCACAGCGCCUGGGUGGUGAAGGUACACCUGCAGAAGCAGACUGAAGGGAACAUCAUCAGCGUCAGUGUGAAUGGAGACGUGCGCUUCUUCGAGCUUCGAAUGCCCGACUCUGUGAAUGUGAUGCAGACAGUGAAGGGGCUGACAGCACUGGACAUCCACCCACAAGCCAACCUGUUUGCCUGCGGCUCUAUGAACCAGUUCAUCGCUGUGUACAACUCCAGCGGAGACGUCAUCAGCAACAUCAAAUACUACGACGGGUUCAUGGGACAACGAAUCGGUGCCAUCAGCUGCCUCGCCUUCCAUCCUUACUGGCCCCACUUGGCAGUUGGCAGCAAUGACUACUACAUGUCCAUCUACUCUGCGGAGAAGAGGAUGAGAUAACGGCAGAAAGGACUCUCCUCAGAAGCUCCUCAAGCAAUGGUGUAAAUUCCUCUUGUAUAUAUCCAAUUCCCAACUUGAAUGUCUAGUGAUGGCUGCUGCUACUCAACACUUGAAUCAUUAUUCUGAUAGUGUAUUGUUAGAUCUGUGUUGGGCUACUGAUUAUAGACUUGGCUGUGCUGAGGCGUGGAUGUGUGUGUGUGUACAUAGAAUUGCAGAUACACAUUAGAGACCUAUUUUAGACCACGGCCCUGUGGGAUUUGCUCUUUUUAAAUAGUCCUUCUGGUGUGUCUUCAGAGCUAGUGCAGUGCAGGGGUACUCGGGGGUCCACCGAGAGCCCUGCUUUUUAUUUCAACCUGGUCGUCCGAAUAUAAUAAUGUAUUUUUGUAUAAUAGUGUGACGAUGCACACAUAAUAACUGUCAAGGAUGUUUUUUUGUUUUUUAACAGUUUUCUGUCAGUUUAUCCGCUCAGGAAAGCACCGCAGCUUUAAAACCGUAAAUGAUUCAUCUGAAACAAAGUCCUGGCCCCUGGAUUCACACAGUACCUUUAAUUAAGCAAGUGCCAUACUCCGCGCUCCUUGGAGAGGUGACGUUGAAGUGCUGGUCUGAUGCUGGAUGUGCGUUCGGUUCACUGCAGGAUGUACCGGCACAUUGUCCCCAGAAAGAAUUUCAUGUAGCCUGGUGUGCAUAGGAAACAAUCCCAGACUUCAUAUGGUCUCUUUGAUGUGAACCAAACAGCUGAGUUGUCCACAAAGUGCUCGUCCCGUCGGAGUCCGGUUUCGACCCGUCAGAGCACAGCCCUAGGAGAUAUUAAUGGACAUGUAUGACUAAGCAUGAAAACAAAUAGCUAACCGUUUCUGUGGAGCUGCAUACUAACCUACCCACUGCACUUGCAGCUCCUCCUUUAUUCUGAGCAUGGUGUCACACCAAGUCUCAACAAUAUUCAGCUGUCAUUUUGUUUUUUCACAUUGUCACUGACAAAAUGCGACCCUCAUUUCAUAAUGCUGAGGUUUUAAGUAUUUUGUCUGACACUCUGCAUUCCAAACUGGUCUAAAAUGCAGUUGCGCUCCAAUUUUUCCUUGUGCUACUGAAAAAGAAAAGUUGAUCGGCGCUCCGUCUCCAGAGCUCCAAUCUCAACCUCAGACUUCUCCACAGGGUGUUCUGGCCGGGCCCCCUGUUUAAUAUCCAUGCACGAUGGCGGUGGUGUUUCUCAGGGCUGACCCACGCUGGUCCUGGAGAGCCACAAUCCUGCUGGUUUUCUGUGUUUUCUUUAAAUCAUCAAUGGCUAAAGAUCUGGAAACACAUGUUAGUGUUGAGCAAUUAAGAAAAUAGCUGGUUCAAUGAAGUAAUUGAGAACUUGGGUGGAACGAAGACCAGAAGCCCCUGCGGCUCUCAGGACCUAGGUUGGCCACCCCUGGUUUGUCAUCCCGGCUUCCUUUGGCAAAACUGGCAGUGAAGGCUGGAGCCCCGUGAGCCUUUUAAGCUGCCAGACCCUCGCAUGCAUGAGUCGCACCUUUAGGGGGCGCAAGGGGACCGCGGGCAGCGGAGAUAGAAACUCACCCCUGGCAAUAUUCUCUUUUAAACGCUCUUGUAAUAGUGUGCUAAAAGUGUAUCAUUUUAGAAUAUCAAUCAGGUGUUCUCCACAGCAGUACAAAGAAAUGUUUUCUCUGCUUUACUGAAUAUUGUCUGUAUGGAGGGAGAGAAAUCUCUUACAGAAUAAACCAAAUCCCCAA
Acipenser ruthenus (sterlet) is the source of this 6784-nucleotide messenger RNA. RefSeq names its product regulatory-associated protein of mTOR. Lineage: Eukaryota; Metazoa; Chordata; Actinopteri; Acipenseriformes; Acipenseridae. Gene Ontology annotation, molecular function: protein binding; protein-macromolecule adaptor activity. The record is from RefSeq and is a predicted model, not a curated record. Gene Ontology annotation, cellular component: cytoplasm; TORC1 complex. The coding region runs from base 993 to 5054 and encodes 1353 amino acids. Gene Ontology annotation, biological process: regulation of autophagy; cellular response to starvation; cellular response to amino acid stimulus. The transcript is spliced from 35 exons.